AUGUUUGCAUCGGGAAAAAAUUACCUUCAACAAUCCUACACGGGAGUGUUACCACAAUAUCACCAGCGCCAUGCGUCAUUUCAACCGCAAGGUCAACAAUAUUUAGUUAACACUUCUGUGCCGCAGCAGCAGUAUCGCCACCAACAUUCUUUGUCCUAUUCCGGAGGUUACAGCAUGGCUGGUUAUUACGCCCCGCCCACUGAUUUCUUCCAACAACAACAAUAUCAGAUGCCUCCUCCAGUCCAAGAUCAGUCGGCCUCAAACCCAACGGGUGGAGUUUCGUCUGUUUUAGACUACGAACUUGAUCAGAUGGUCAAAUUUGUUUGUUGGCUCAGUUAUGGUUUGAUGAAAAGAACUGAUAAUCCUACUCCGUUGUUCCACAACAAUGUCAAAUCUGUUUUGUCUGCUACUAGGUUGCCGAAGUCCACAAUUGUUCUUGCUUUGCUCUAUCUGUCUGAAAGGAUGGAGGGCAGAGAAGACCCGAUCGCCAUGGAUUCCGAAGUGUUUGAAAAUCUUACAAUUUCUUUGGUUUUGGCCAAUAAAUUCAAUGACGACAAUACUUUCCGGAAUAAGUCAUGGUCAGACGCUACUGGUCUCUCUUUGGAAUGUAUCAACAAACUGGAGAGAGAUUGGCUUAGCUCAAUCAAAUGGAGAUUGCAUUACGAGGAUGGAUACUCCUGUAUCGAGGAGUGCUGGAAGACUUGGUGCAACAAGUUCCAGGCUACACCAGUUCAGAGCCCAUACAGUGAUCCAUUCAUGUCACCAUCAGUAAUGGACACACCAUCGUCGUACCAUGCCGGUACCCCUUACGAGUACAAAUCUCCAUCAAGUUCUUUGUUCUCUUCAAAUUCGCAGUUCUCUCCAAUGAGCACGCCUUUGAACUCUUCUCCUUAUUAUAACGAUUAUCAACCGCCAGUGCAACAGCAAGUGUUUGAGAAUCCUUAUCAAUCACAAUACAACAACUCGUUGUUCAGCGCGCCUGUUCCUGCGGCAGGUGACUAUUUCUCGUUCCAGCCGCAACCCACUUCUAGAGCUGCUUACAAGCAGCCUGGUAUGUCGAUGGCCGCUACUCAACGCUAUUAUCCUUUGAGUUAUCAUCAACAGCCGAUGGUGCCUCCACUGAUGAGUACUGGUGUUUGCUAUGGCGGUUCAGCUGCUGCCAGUGGAUUCUAUCCGUCGCAACAUAUGCCUCCACGCCAACAACAAACUCAGCAUCAGGAUAUUUACAAUUACUGUGCUGCAACAGCUUGCUAA
Molecule: messenger RNA, 1254 nt
Organism: Ogataea angusta
Lineage: Eukaryota; Fungi; Ascomycota; Pichiomycetes; Pichiales; Pichiaceae
Exons: 1
Coding region: 1-1254 (417 amino acids)
Biological process (GO): regulation of cyclin-dependent protein serine/threonine kinase activity
Cellular component (GO): cyclin-dependent protein kinase holoenzyme complex; nucleus
Molecular function (GO): protein kinase binding; cyclin-dependent protein serine/threonine kinase regulator activity
Source: RefSeq, a predicted model, not a curated record